Tribolium madens (black flour beetle) is the source of this 655-nucleotide messenger RNA. RefSeq lists its product as uncharacterized. Lineage: Eukaryota; Metazoa; Arthropoda; Insecta; Coleoptera; Tenebrionidae. Bases 160 to 549 code for a protein of 129 amino acids. The transcript is spliced from 2 exons. The record is from RefSeq and is a predicted model, not a curated record.
UCUGGUACAGCCUUCAUAAAACUUGAAAAUCGCUGAUUUUGAUAUCCAUUUAGAGAUGACAGCAUUUUUAUAAUACCCCCUAUAUAAAAGUCCCUUCUUUUCCAAACCGAUCAGUUAGCCACCAACAACGAGAGACAAAAGACUUGAGCAACUCAAAAAAUGGUCCCGCUUUUCGCACUAUUGUUAUCGCUUUUUGCUUUAGUCCACUCUGCAGUGGUGCCAAUAGACUCUUCGUCGGUAAAUGUGAAACAUUCCGGUCAAGAUUACUCUUAUUCCAUCAACGAGAAUCGAGGGAUUGCAAUCGACCCGCUGCCACAUUAUGAAAUUCCUGUGAUUAAAACCGCGCCAGGGAAUAAUAAUUUGGUCAAACAGGAGCACAUUCCUGUUAAAGAUCACGAAAUAAAGCCUUUGCAACCACAGGUUGCAGGGAUGGGUUAUUCAACGCCUGUGGCAGUUCUUCCAGCGUAUUCCUACCUUCCUGCCCAUCAGUAUGCCAUUCCGUACCCAUACGGGAUUAAUUAUCCCUACAAUUUGAUUGCGACUAUUUAAGGAGUAGAUUGGUUAGAAGAAAAAUGGAUUUUGGGAAUUGGGGUUUAGAAUUAGCGCCGAUGGAUGUGGUACAAUAAUUGGUGAUAAAUAAAAAGUGUUUGAAGAU